This is a messenger RNA of Solanum tuberosum (potato), 750 nucleotides long. Its product is annotated as leucine aminopeptidase, chloroplastic-like. NCBI's taxonomy places the organism in Eukaryota, Viridiplantae, Streptophyta, Magnoliopsida, Solanales, Solanaceae. Bases 1 to 750 code for a protein of 249 amino acids. Gene Ontology annotation, biological process: proteolysis. Gene Ontology annotation, cellular component: cytoplasm. Gene Ontology annotation, molecular function: metalloaminopeptidase activity; manganese ion binding. The record is from RefSeq and is a predicted model, not a curated record. The transcript is spliced from 5 exons.
AUGACAAACAAUGGGAUUAAACAGGUUUUGGAGAGAACAAAAAGGAAGCAUUGGAAACAGUUUCAGAAAGAGACAUUUGCAGCUAUAUGGGUACUUGCUGAAGAGGCUAAAAAGAUUGUGUCCACUUUUAGCGAUGUCAUUUCUGUAAACAUUUUAGAUGCUGAGCAGUGCAAAGAAUUGAAAAUGGGAGCCUAUUUAUCUGUUGCUGCAGCAACUACUGAAAAUCCUCCUUACUUCAUCCAUUUAUGUUUUAAAACUCUUACUAACGAACACAAAAGGAAGAUAGCCUUGGUUGGGAAGGGAUUAACUUUUGACAGUGGUGGCUACAACCUCAAGACUGGAGCUGGUUCGAAGAUUGAGCUAAUGAAGUAUGACAUGGGAGGGGCUGCCGUUGUUUUAGGUGCAACAAAAGCUCUUGGUGAAAUUAGGCCUUUUGGAGUAGAGGUGCAUUUCAUUGUUGCAGCUUGUGAAAAUAUGAUCAGUGGAGCAGGCAUGAGGCCUGGAGACAUUGUCACAGCUUCAAAUGAAAUUCAUUUUAUAAAUCUACUAAUAAUGGAGCUGGUUUUCAAUAGCUCGAGAGAAAGAAAGAUUGGUGAAGUUACAUAUUAUCUGGAAGAUCCAAACUGUGUCGACCAACAAUUUGAGAAGCUUGAAUUUGUGGAACUAAGAGAGUUUGAGGGGACAAUAUUUGAACUCAUUUUGUUAAAACAAAUAUUGGCAUACCCCUUCACUUUCAAGGAUGAUUGUUGA